Messenger RNA from Penicillium paradoxum, 1047 nucleotides. RefSeq lists its product as uncharacterized. The record is from RefSeq and is a predicted model, not a curated record. NCBI's taxonomy places the organism in Eukaryota, Fungi, Ascomycota, Eurotiomycetes, Eurotiales, Aspergillaceae. Gene Ontology annotation, cellular component: membrane. The coding region runs from base 1 to 1047 and encodes 348 amino acids. Gene Ontology annotation, biological process: carbohydrate transport; transmembrane transport. Gene Ontology annotation, molecular function: carbohydrate:proton symporter activity. The transcript is spliced from 4 exons.
AUGGCUUGCGUGGCAUUGGUGGUGGGCUAUUUUAUCAGUUAUGGUACAGUGAAGAUAUCUGGCUCGUUGUCUUGGCGCCUCCCAUUUAUCAUUAUUUCUGUGAUGGCUUUGUUUUAUCUGAUAACCAAUCUUUACUUCUUACCGGAGUCUCCGCGAUGGUUGAUUAGACAUCGGGAUAUUCGCACGGCUGAGAAAGUGUGGGACGAGCUUGAAGUCAAGCAGGAAGACCGGGAAGUCGACAGUGGUACAUCAACCUCUGAGGACCCAAUAGCAACCGCACUGCAAUCAAAUUCACCCGGACAAGAAGGUAAAAAGCCUGUCAACUUCCGUAGUCUAUGGACUCGGGACGUGCGGAAGCAGACAUUCCUGGCAGUGUUUUUGAUGGGUUUCCUCCAGCUUUGUGGUAUCGAUGCUGUCCUAUAUUAUGCUCCGUUACUAUUUCAGCAGGCUGGUUUAGAAUCCCAAGAAGCAUCAUUCUUGGCAUCUGGUGUUUCUGCCAUUUUGAUAGUCGUGACUAGUAUUCCUGCAACUCUGCUAGCCGACAAAUGGGGUCGUCGCACCAGCACACUGGUAGGCGGAGUUGGCUUGACAGUGCUCAUGAUAUUGAUCGGCAGUCUUUAUGCUGGCCAUGCGGUUUUCUCUACGCAAGGCGCUGGUCGUUGGGUGGUGAUUGUAUCCAUCUAUCUCUAUUGCAUGGUGCAGGCCACGACCUGGGGCAUUAGUAUCAAGGUGUGGGCUCCGGAGAUCCAGCCCCAGCAUACACGCGCCCAGGCAACCAGUCUCGCAUAUGGCGCAAAUUGGGUCUGCAACUUUUUCGUCGCUUUUGUGUGCCCGAUUCUGCUGGAUAAAAGUGUGCCAAGUGCCUACUUUUUGUUUGGUGGCUGCACUGCGGUUGCAACGAUUGUCAGUUUCUUCUAUAUGGUGGAAACUAAAGGGAAAUCUUUGGCUGAGAUUGAGAGGGCGUUUAAGGCGCGAAUUCCAGUGGCGAGAACGGCUAUUCCUAUGGCAAGACUGGUGCAUCCGCACCAUGAAACCAAGGCCGCAUGA